GCUGUGUGGGCAGAAGACAGAUUAAAAAAAAAAACUGUCUCCCUUCCCUUUUAUUUAUUUUCCGUUUCUCUCCCGUACCUCCUCCUGCCUCCCCACCCUUCUUUCUUUCGGCUGCUCCUUCCUCCUCCAAUUUCACCACCGUUCCUCCCCGCUCCCUCUGAUCCCUUCCCCCCACCCUCCUGCUCUUUUAAAAUAAUGCAGCGACGUCUCGGCGAUACUAGCACACCCUCCCCUUUCAGCUGAGCGCGGGACUCUGCGUCAACUCAAGAGCAAUGUUCUGUGAUGGUGCCCGAGAUGCGUGGACCGAGCCCAGGCCGCAGGCUGCCCGAGCCCGCCCCCUGCCUGGCCGUGGGCGGGAGCCCUGAGCCGCGGGCCCCAGGCCGCCGCCGCCACGUGCUGGCCCUGCCCGAGGAGGAGGCAUGGCGCCCGCAGCCUUGUGCCCUGUUCGAGGCAGAUGCCUCCGACGAGGUGGGCAUGCUGCCGGCCUCCCCGCGCGCCACCGCCGGCUUCGACAACUUCUUCCCGGUGCAGGAGGGGGAGGGCCCGGGCUGGGAGGGCGCCGCCCGGGAGGCAGGCUCCAGCCCCUUCCUGCCCGUGAGCCCCGAGGUGAUGAAGCGGCGGCGUGGGGGCCUCAUCGAGCAGCGCGACAUCAUCAAGGCCCACGAGGCGCACAAGAUGCAGAGCACCCCGCAGGCCCGGCGCAAGGAGUGGGAGAUGGCUCGCUUCGGGGAGGCGGUGGUCGGCAGGCCAGGGUCGGGCGAUGGAGACUCGGACCAGAGCAGGAACCGGCAAGGGACCCCCGUGCCGGCCUCGGGGCCGGCGGCAGCCUACAAGCAGUCGAAAGCGCAACGGGCGCGGACUAUGGCUUUGUACAACCCGAUUCCAGUCCGGCAGAACUGUUUCACCGUCAACAGAUCUCUGUUCAUCUUCGGAGAAGAUAACAUUGUCAGGAAAUAUGCCAAGAAGCUCAUCGAUUGGCCGCCAUUUGAGUACAUGAUCCUAGCCACCAUCAUUGCCAACUGCAUCGUCUUGGCCCUGGAGCAACAUCUUCCCGAGGACGACAAGACCCCAAUGUCCCGCAGACUGGAGAAGACAGAACCGUAUUUCAUUGGGAUCUUUUGCUUUGAAGCUGGGAUCAAAAUCGUGGCCCUGGGGUUCAUCUUCCAUAAGGGCUCGUACCUCCGCAAUGGCUGGAAUGUCAUGGACUUCAUCGUGGUCCUCAGUGGCAUCCUGGCCACCGCAGGAACCCACUUCAACACGCAUGUGGACCUGAGGACCCUCCGGGCUGUGCGUGUCCUGCGGCCCCUGAAGCUCGUGUCGGGCAUACCUAGCCUGCAGAUUGUGUUGAAGUCCAUCAUGAAGGCCAUGGUGCCUCUUCUGCAGAUCGGCCUUCUGCUCUUCUUUGCCAUCCUGAUGUUUGCUAUCAUUGGCUUGGAGUUCUACAGUGGGAAGUUGCACCGAGCAUGUUUCAUGAACAAUUCAGGUAUUCUAGAAGGAUUUGACCCCCCUCACCCAUGUGGAGUGCAGGGCUGCCCAGCUGGUUAUGAAUGCAGGGACUGGAUCGGUCCCAACGAUGGGAUCACCCAGUUUGAUAACAUCCUUUUUGCUGUGCUGACUGUCUUCCAGUGCAUCACCAUGGAAGGGUGGACCACCGUGCUGUACAAUACCAAUGAUGCCUUAGGAGCCACCUGGAACUGGCUGUACUUCAUCCCCCUCAUCAUCAUUGGAUCCUUCUUUGUUCUCAACCUAGUCCUGGGAGUGCUUUCCGGGGAAUUUGCCAAAGAGAGAGAGCGAGUGGAGAACCGGAGGGCUUUCAUGAAACUGCGGCGGCAGCAGCAGAUUGAACGUGAGCUGAACGGGUACCGCGCCUGGAUAGACAAAGCAGAGGAAGUCAUGCUUGCUGAAGAAAAUAAAAAUGCUGGAACAUCAGCCUUAGAAGUGCUUCGAAGGGCAACCAUCAAAAGGAGCCGGACAGAGGCCAUGACUCGAGACUCCAGUGAUGAGCACUGUGUUGAUAUCUCCUCUGUGGGCACACCUCUUGCCCGAGCCAGCAUCAAAAGUGCAAAAGUAGACGGGGCCUCCUACUUCCGGCACAAGGAAAGGCUUCUGCGCAUCUCCAUCCGCCACAUGGUUAAAUCCCAGGUGUUUUACUGGAUUGUGCUGAGCCUUGUGGCCCUCAACACUGCCUGUGUGGCCAUCGUCCAUCACAACCAGCCCCCGUGGCUCACGCACCUCCUCUACUAUGCAGAAUUUUUGUUCCUGGGACUCUUCCUCUUGGAGAUGUCCCUGAAGAUGUACGGCAUGGGGCCUCGCCUUUAUUUUCACUCCUCAUUCAACUGCUUUGAUUUUGGGGUCACGGUGGGAAGUAUCUUUGAGGUGGUCUGGGCCAUCUUCAGACCUGGCACCUCUUUUGGAAUCAGUGUCUUGAGAGCUCUCCGGCUUCUAAGGAUAUUUAAAAUAACCAAGUAUUGGGCAUCCCUACGGAACUUGGUGGUCUCCUUGAUGAGUUCCAUGAAGUCUAUCAUCAGUUUGCUGUUCCUCCUCUUCCUCUUCAUCGUUGUCUUUGCUCUCCUAGGAAUGCAGCUAUUUGGAGGCAGGUUUAACUUCAAUGAUGGGACGCCUUCGGCAAACUUUGACACCUUCCCUGCAGCCAUCAUGACUGUAUUCCAGAUCCUGACAGGAGAAGACUGGAAUGAGGUGAUGUACAAUGGGAUCCGCUCCCAGGGUGGGGUCAGCUCAGGCAUGUGGUCGGCUAUCUAUUUCAUUGUGCUCACCUUGUUUGGAAACUACACACUGCUGAAUGUGUUCUUGGCCAUUGCUGUGGACAAUCUGGCCAAUGCCCAAGAGCUGACCAAGGAUGAGCAGGAGGAAGAGGAGGCCUUCAACCAGAAACAUGCGCUGCAGAAGGCCAAGGAGGUCAGCCCGAUGUCCGCACCCAACAUGCCUUCCAUCGAAAGAGACAGAAGGAGAAGACACCACAUGUCGAUGUGGGAGCCACGCAGCAGCCACCUGCGGGAGCGGAGGCGCCGACACCACAUGUCAGUGUGGGAGCAGCGCACCAGCCAGCUGAGGAGGCACAUGCAGAUGUCCAGCCAGGAGGCCCUCAACAAAGAGGAGGCCCCGCCCAUGAACCCCCUCAAUCCCCUCAACCCCUUGAGCCCCCUCAACCCACUCAAUGCCCACCCCAGCCUCUACCGGAGACCCAGGCCCAUUGAGGGCCUGGGCCUGGGCCUGGGCCUUGAGAGAUGCGAGGAGGAGCGUGUCAGCCGCGGGGGGUCCCUCAAGGGGCCUGGAGGGGACCUGGACAACCAGAGGAGCCCCUUGUCGCUUGGCAAACGGGAGCCACCGUGGCUGGCCAGGCCCUGCCACGGGAACUGUGACCCGACCCAGCCGGAGGCUGGGGGCGGGGAGACCGUGGUGACCUUCGAGGACCGGGCCAGGCACAGGCAGAGCCAGCGGCGCAGCCGGCACCGCCGGGUCAGGACGGAAGGCAAGGAGCCCUCCUCCACCUCCCGGAGCAGGUCUGCCAGCCAGGAGCGGAGUCUGGAUGAAGGUGUGCCCACUGAGGGGGAAAAGGACCAUGAGCCCAGGGGCAAGGAGCCCACCAUCCAGGAAGAAGAGAGAGCCCAGGGCCUGAGGAGGACCAACAGUCUGAUGGUGCCCAGAGGCUCCGGGCUGGCAGGGGCCCUCGAUGAGGCCCAUACACCCCUCGUCCUGCCUGAACCAGAGCUGGAAGUGGGGAAGGAUGCAGCGCUGUUGGAGCAGGAGCCGGAGGGCAGCAGCGAGCAAGCCCUGCUGGGGGAUGUGCAGCUUGACAUGGGCAGGGCCAUCAGCCAGAGUGAGCCCGACCUCUCCUGCGUCACGGCCAAUACGGACAAGGCCACCACUGAGAGCACCAGCGUCACCGUCACCAUCCCUGACAUGGGCCCGUUGGUGGACUCGACCGUGGUGCACAUUAGCAACAAGACCGAUGGAGAAGCCAGUCCCUUGAAGGAGGCAGAGAUCAAAGAGGAUGAGGAGGAGGUAGAGAAGCUGCAGCAGAAGAAGGAGAAACGUGAGACGGGCAAAGCCAUGGUGCCCCACAGCUCGAUGUUCAUCUUCAGCACCACAAACCCGAUCCGCCGGGCCUGCCACUACAUCGUGAACCUGCGCUACUUUGAGAUGUGCAUUCUCCUGGUGAUUGCAGCCAGCAGCAUUGCCCUGGCGGCCGAGGACCCCGUCCUGACCAACUCGGAGCGCAACAAAGUCCUGAGGUACUUCGACUAUGUUUUCACUGGCGUGUUCACCUUUGAGAUGGUGAUAAAGAUGAUAGACCAGGGCUUGAUCCUGCAGGAUGGCUCCUACUUCCGAGACCUGUGGAACAUCCUGGACUUUGUGGUGGUGGUCGGUGCGUUGGUGGCCUUCGCUUUGGCAACCAACAAGGGCCGGGACAUCAAGACCAUCAAAUCCCUCCGGGUGCUCCGAGUUCUGAGGCCGCUGAAGACCAUCAAGCGUCUGCCCAAGCUGAAGGCUGUGUUUGACUGUGUGGUCACCUCCUUGAAGAAUGUCUUCAACAUACUCAUUGUCUACAAGCUCUUCAUGUUCAUCUUUGCCGUCAUCGCAGUGCAGCUUUUCAAGGGGAAGUUCUUCUACUGCACAGACAGCUCCAAGGACACAGAGAAGGAGUGCAUAGGCAACUAUGUAGAUCACGAGAAAAAUAAGAUGGAGGUGAAAGGCCGGGAAUGGAAGCGCCAUGAGUUCCACUACGACAACAUUAUCUGGGCCCUGCUGACCCUCUUCACCGUCUCCACAGGGGAAGGAUGGCCUCAAGUCUUGCAGCAUUCUGUUGAUGUGACCGAGGAAGACCGAGGUCCGAGCCGCAGCAACCGCAUGGAGAUGUCCAUCUUUUACGUGGUCUACUUUGUGGUCUUCCCUUUCUUCUUCGUCAAUAUCUUCGUGGCUCUCAUCAUCAUCACGUUCCAGGAGCAAGGGGACAAGAUGAUGGAGGAGUGCAGCCUGGAGAAGAACGAGAGGGCGUGCAUCGACUUUGCCAUCAGUGCCAAGCCCCUCACCCGCUACAUGCCGCAGAACAGGCACACCUUCCAGUACCGCGUGUGGCACUUCGUGGUGUCUGCCUCCUUUGAGUACACCAUCAUGGCCAUGAUCGCCUUGAACACCGUCGUGCUGAUGAUGAAGUACUACUCAGCUCCCUGCACCUAUGAACUGGCUCUGAAGUACCUGAACAUCGCCUUCACUAUGGUGUUCUCCCUGGAGUGUGUCCUCAAGAUCAUUGCGUUUGGCUUCCUGAACUAUUUCCGAGACACCUGGAAUAUCUUUGACUUCAUCACCGUGAUCGGCAGUAUCACAGAAAUUAUUCUGACAGACAGCAAGCUGGUGAACACCAGUGGCUUCAAUAUGAGCUUUCUGAAGCUGUUCCGAGCUGCCCGCCUCAUCAAGCUCCUGCGUCAGGGCUAUACCAUCCGUAUUUUACUUUGGACCUUCGUGCAGUCCUUUAAGGCCCUCCCCUAUGUCUGCCUUUUGAUUGCCAUGCUUUUCUUCAUCUAUGCCAUCAUCGGGAUGCAGGUAUUUGGCAACAUAAAAUUAGAUGAGGAGAGUCACAUCAACCGGCACAACAACUUCCGCAGUUUCUUCGGGUCCCUCAUGUUACUCUUCAGGAGUGCCACCGGGGAGGCCUGGCAGGAGAUAAUGCUUUCGUGCCUUGGGGAGAAAGGCUGUGAGCGGGACACCACCGCCCCGGCGGGGCAGCACGAGAGCGACCGCUGUGGCACCGACCUGGCCUACGUUUACUUUGUCUCCUUCAUCUUCUUCUGCUCCUUCCUGAUGCUCAACCUGUUUGUGGCUGUCAUCAUGGACAACUUUGAAUACCUGACGCGGGACUCCUCCAUCCUGGGGCCUCACCACUUGGAUGAGUUUGUCCGUGUCUGGGCAGAAUAUGACAGAGCUGCAUGCGGCAGGAUUCCGUAUAAGGAUAUGUACAAAUUAGUGCGGGUGAUCUCGCCGCCUCUGGGCCUGGGAGAGAACUGCCCCUACAGGGUGGCCUGCAAGAGGUUGGUCCUAAUGAAUAUGCCAGUAGCUGAGGACAUGACUGUCCACUUCACCUCCACCCUUAUGGCUCUGAUCCGGACGGCUCUGGACAUCAAAAUUGCCAAAGGCGGUGCAGACAGGCAGCAGCUAGACUCGGAGCUACAAAAGGAGACCCUGGCCAUCUGGCCUCACCUGUCCCAGAAGAUGCUAGAUCUGCUUGUGCCCAUGCCCAAAGCCUCUGACCUAACCGUGGGCAAAAUCUAUGCAGCAAUGAUGAUCAUGGACUACUAUAAACAGAGUAAGGUGAAGAAACAGAGGCAGCAGCUGGAAGAGCAGAAAAAUGCACCCAUGUUCCAGCGCAUGGAGCCCUCAUCUCUGCCCCAGGAGAUCAUCGCUAAUGCCAAAGCCCUGCCUUACCUCCGGCAGGACCCCGUUUCAGGCCUGAGUGGCCAUGGUGGAUACCCUUCGAUGAGUCCACUCUCCCCCCAGGAAAUAUUCCAGUUGGCUUGUAUGGACCCAGCCGAUGAUGGACAGUUCCAGGAACAGCGGUCUCUGGAGCCAGAGGUUAGUGAAUUAAAAAGCGUGCAGCCCUCUAACCAUGGCAUCUACCUUCCUUCGGACACCCGGGAGCAUGCGGGAUCUGGGAGGGCAUCCUCCAUGCCACGCCUGACUGUGGAUCCCCAGGUGAUGACGGAUCCUGGCUCCAUGCGACGUUCAUUUUCCACUAUUCGGGAUAAACGUCCAAAUUCUUCGUGGCUGGAGGAAUUCUCCAUGGAGAGAAGCAGUGAAAACACCUACAAGUCUCGUCGCCGGAGUUACCACUCCUCUCUGAGGCUGUCGGCCCAUCGCCUGAACUCUGACUCAGGCCACAAGUCCGACACCCACCGCUCCGGGGGCAGAGAGCGGGGCCGAUCAAAAGAGCGGAAGCAUCUUCUCUCUCCCGAUGUCUCCCGCUGCAACUCCGAGGAGCGAGGGACCCAGGCCGACUGGGAGUCCCCAGAGCGCCGCCAGUCCAGGUCUCCCAGUGAGGGCAGGUCACAGACCCCCGACAGACAGGGCACGGGCUCCCUGAGUGAAAGCUCCAUCCCCUCUAUCUCUGACACCAGCACCCCACGACGAAGUCGCCGGCAGCUCCCACCCGUCCCUCCGAAGCCUCGGCCCCUUCUUUCCUACAGCUCCCUGAUACGACACACUGGGAGCAUCUCUCCACCCGCUGAUGGGAGCGAGGGCAGCUCCCCGCUGGCUCCCCAAGCUCUGGAGAGCAACGACGCUGGCCUGGCCGAGUUUUCCAACUCCAGGCAGGCACAGCAGAGCCAACACCCCUCCCCACAGCGUUACAUCUCCGAGCCCUACCUGUCCCUGCACGAAGACUCCCAUGCCUCAGACUGUGGCGAGGAGGAGACGCUCACCUUCGAAGCUGCGGUGGCCACCAGCCUGGGCCGGUCCAACACCAUCGGCUCAGCCCCGCCCCUGCGGCACAGCUGGCAGAUGCCCAACGGGCACUACCGGCGGCGGAGGCGUGGGGGGCCAGGGCCGGGCGGGAUGUGUGGCACUGUCAGCGACCUCCUGAGUGACACAGAAGAAGAUGACAAAUGCUAGAGGCUGCUCCCCCCUCCGAUGCAUGCCCUUCUCUCACAUAGAGAAAACAAGACCGAAUUGGGAAGCCAGUGUAGCCCGGGGGGGAGGAAGAGGAAAGAGGAAGACGGAAGGACACGGUGCAUUAUCAGAGAGGAGGAGGAAAGGCAACAGGAAAACCAGUCACACCCACCAAACUGCUUCAUUUCCCUUUGCAAGAUGAGCACUGCCAUAGUUCUGCCUCUUUGCUGGGGAAAGAAAAUACAAGAACAUGGAGGGUUGCUCCCACGGGAGGAGGGGCACGAGGACAGCUUUGCUUGCCCCUGCCCCUUCUCACACUUCUCUGAGCUGUGGAGGGGUCGAGCUGGCCCAGAGGCACGCCCGUUGCCCCAAAAAGCCUGAAGCUCUUAACUGAGGAGUCCUGGACACCGGAGGAGAGGAAUCUGCUCCGCCACCUGCUCUUGCUCCUCUGCCAGCACUGCUGGCGCUGGAGCACUGCAGCAACUGCAGCAGCACCUCCUGCAUUUUCCUACAGCUCGUUUCCCCCAAAGCACACAGGCUGAGUUCAGGAGCACUGGAUGCCAAGGGGUGGACACAGGGAGUGGGGAGGAAGCUGACGUGGAAGGAGUGAGGGUGCCAGGCGGCAGCAGUCAGGGCUGGUCUGGGUGCACACAGCCAUAGCCCAGCAGCCCGCACCGUCGAGGGGAGGGCCAGAGGCGGCAAACAGGGUGCCCGGGUGGGUGCAGGCCUGUUCCCCGUGCAUGGGUGCUGGGAGUGCUGGGAGAGGCCAGGGAGGUCCCCCAGGGGCAGCAGCAGGGCAUAGACUCUGGGAAGGAUAGCAUUCUAAAAGUAUUCAACCACCGGUGUGGCCAGGCCCCAGCUAAGGAGAGGUGGAGUCCAGCUUUAGUCGUCCAGAUGCAGGUCAUGGGGGAACCCUGAGGGGGGUUAAGGGUGGAAGAGGGCACGUGAGGCUUCAAGGUAGAGUGUGCCUUCCAGCCAGUACAGGAGUAGGUAGAACAGUGUUCCGGCUGUAACAGCACAUGCAGACCGAGUAGCAGCCCAGCCUUGGCCUUGGGGGCAGUGGGCCUCUCUGCUAAGCAGCAAAGCUGGUGCUGAGCCAAAAGCAGCGAGGCCAGUGGCAGAGGCCCAGGCCCCCCGCCACUCCCCGAGAGGGCAGCACACACGUAUCCAAGAGGGGCUGCGCAUCACCCCGUAGGGACCUCUGUGGAGAUGGGGAAGGCCCAUAGAUUGAAACGAGAAGCUUCAAUGUGAGAGUCAGUCUGAGUUUACCCAGGGCCUCCUGGGAAGGAGGGACCCUUGGUCUGGCAGCUUCUGCAGCUGGUCUGUGGUUGAGGGUCAGUUUGUCAGGAUACUUUAAGAUGACUAGUAAAUAUACCUCAGCUUAGACCUGGGCUGCUGCUCCGAGCAAAGUGACUCUGAUGGGGCCUCACCACACAACGUGACAAGCCUGAGGCCCCGGUGGCCCUGCCCAUUUCCCCAGGCCAGGACUGGGCUUUACCCCUCCCCAGAAAAGAGCUGGGCAGAAGGCAGCCUCAGGCCACUCUCUCAUUCCUAACUCCCAAAACAGAAGCAUUGAGAAAACGAGAGCCCGUGUCUGGCUGAUCAGUCUUCUUUAGCGCAGGUUGUCCAUCGGUGGGACACGUGUUCUCACCUGGGGAAAUGCAUGGUCUCAGUAGCUGGAAGGAUCCCCCGGAGAGGCUGCCAGGCAGGCCCUCUUAUGUGGAGACUCAGAGACCCCUGGGUGGAGAUCACAGUAGAUAAACACUUUUUUUAUACUCCACUAGCCCCGUUAGGCUCUACCUCUUGGUAGGAGCAGUCAGCGGCUGUUUUUUUCUUAUUUUCAUUUGUUUUUUUUGUUUUUUUGGUUGUAAGAGAAUGAUGGCAAAGCUGCGUCGGCCCUGAAAUGCCAGAUGCCACCACGCAGCUGUGGGGCCUUUUGUCAUGGCCCCACCUUCUCUCCUAGAUACUGGUGGAGCUUCAUGACCCCUGGGCGGCCGGCCCCCAGACCAAAGUAAUCCCAGGGCAGGAGCCCAAUGAGGCAGAGACAAAAGUCUGCCACUCUUAGACCCUCUUCUGUUUCCCUCUCCUGCUCAGCACCUGUGCGCUCGGGAGUAGCUAGGAAUGUGAACGUGACUGUGUGACACCCCGAUCCUAACAGGCAUGAUUGUUACAUAAGACUCAGACGCUGGGCCUUGUAUUGUUAAAGGUUUCCUCUGCUCGGUGUCAUUUCAUGCCAAAGUGCUACUAUGGGCUGCUUUGUGCGCACAAAUUGCUUGCUUCUACCUUGGAAGUGCGGUUUUUCCCAGGGACAGGCCUACAGCAGGAUGCCCAUUCCAAGCCAGCAAGUCCAGUGCACAGUUUUAAGGGAACUGAAGUGAUGCCUAUGCCAUUUCAACACUAGGGGCAACUUAGGCUGGCAGAGCAACUACCAAAAAUGGAAUUUGCUGGCAAACAUUACAGACACCAAAUUUACUGUGCUAGGAGACCUUCCGGGACACCUGAACUCCUUAAACACACAUACAAUUAUUUGAGUCCUGAAUAAAGUGGUAUGAAGUACCACACAUGUGGUCCCCUGACCCAGAAAUCAGGUUUCUUAUCCUUUAACCUGCAUUACCCUUCUAUUAAGUACAGAAAAUGAGAUAAUUUUCUGCUAAGUCACGGAACUCAUUAUCACAGUCAUCUUAUAACAGUUUCUUUCCACCUCUGACUAAAUAUGAACUCCAGCCUUCCCUCUUACUAGCUGACCAGGACAUCCCUUCCUAGGUAUCACAUUCUGCCUCUGCUCUUUCUCUUGAAGAGAGGCCCCUUUAGACCUCCAGACUCAUGCUUCUCUUGGGAUUAAAGAGGAUGGCAGCAUCUUGAGAAACUCCAAGCAACUGGGGCUGCCACCAGCCGUUGAGAUGCACAGUGUGACCCAACUUAGGUCCUCUCAGGAUCUUCAGCUCUACAUCCAGUUUCCCUCCCUAAUCUUAGUCUUCAGCAUCUCCUCAACGCAAGAAAGAAGGUGGGAGGGAGGGAAAGAAAAGAAACCAAGGUAGAGAGAAAACUAACUGGGUUUGCAUUUAAAUACGCCUCUUUCCACUUAUGGCCCCAGACUUCUGGUGGGGAAUUCACGUGGCUUCCUUUUUCUGAGUGUCUCUCUCCAUCUUUCAACCACCACUUUUUACCAGCAUUCUAGUGGUACAGAGUGUCAGCAGACCUUCAGACAUGGAGAUGGAGCUCUAGGCCAAGAUGCCCUGGGAGCCGGGUCAGGAAAGAGGCACCUACACCGUUAGGGUGGGACCUUUGAGUGGCCCCCAGGCUCAACAUGAGCCAUGAACACAAUGUACUGGACUGUCCACUCUUCUAGCUGAAGAACCAGUUUCUAUUCUGGGUGCCACUUCCAUUCCCCACUCACUGUCCCUUUUCUGGUACUAGGAUCACUGAAAAGAUUUCUCUGAAGCCAAACCCCAGAGGUUGUGUUGUGGACUUUGCCCUCCCUUGAUUCUGGGACCACAAAAAGAUGGCUCCAUAUUGCACCACUCAACCAGCAUUUCCCUACCCUACACACAUCUGCCCCCCCAACCCCCGUACAGCCUUUGUGAUGAACUUGAGCGUCCUCUGCCUUCUGUUCACAGCCCAGCCCUUGUUUGGCUGCAUGGUAGCCUUGAUCCAACUCCUGAGAUGGCUAAAUCCACCCCCUGCAAGCUUAGCUGCUGAUCUGCCUGCCUCUGCCCUCUGCUGUUGGGGAAUGCUUCAUUCUCAUGAAACACGUGUGGUGGGAGCUCACCAGGGGACAUUCCGCAAAAUGAUCUGAAACUGUAGAAGGUGCGGGACGGUUGAGGUGUGCAUAUGAAAUGUCCACAUAUCAGUGAAAGCCCACAGCAGGAAAUUAGGUCUUUCCUGAAAUAAUGAAGCAAAGUUUAAUAAUUUUGGUCUUUUUAGGAAAGUUCUCAAAUUUUCAUUACAUCCUAUUUCUAAAGCCUACUCUGGAGGUCUCAUUGUUGAACAAAGUAUUUCUUUAGUGGGUUGAGCCAGGGAUAAAUUGAGAGAUUCUUUAAUUUCUCAGUUCAGCUAUAAUAUAUAAAUAUUAUGAGGUUAUAUGGAGAAAAGCAUAGCAGCAGGGGAGCAGAUGGUCAUCUACUUGCAGGGAUUUUAUGAGACUUGAAGGUUAAGGAACUUUGCUGUUUUUAUCAGUUCCACAUUUUAUGUUUUGAGACCCUUAGAGGCCUGUUACCAGUGCGUGCCAGAGUCAUAGUGACGGGGAGCAUUCCACACCUUGGGGUCGACUCUUUCUCACUUGCUUCUUACCCCUCCUGUCUGUCCAUCCUCCUUGGAUUCCAGGGCACUGAGCACUACCCAGGAGGUUCAGGAGAGAACUUUUGGUACAGGAAAGAAGAAAGAGGCAGGCCCUAAGCAAGUGACCAGCCAGGAGCCCCAAAAGGAAUCAGAUCCAUCUUUGGCUAAGUCUAUCUCCAUCUUGAGACUCUUUAACAAAAGCCAAAUGAAUUAGUUAUGACCCCACCAUCCCAUGAGAUAACCAGAGGGGAUCCCACAUUAUUAAGCACUGCCUGUAUUAGCAGCUUUGUUUUUUGGACUUUUGUGCUUUCCUCUCUGAACCACCCAGUGCAUCGUAGCCAGGUCCACCCCCACGGAGCAGCAGCAGGCUUCCCUGCUGGUUUCGGAUGCAGGCUCAACCAUAGACGGCUGGCGUGAGUUGUCCUCUGUCAUGUGCUGUGACUCACCCAGGGAGAGAACAUAGAUGUAUGUACCAGUUGGAGGAACAAAAGACUAGGAACAGAAAGAACUCUCUUUGGUUUCUGAAGGCCAUCUUUUUCUUCCCUUGAAUCCUUUCUGCUUUGACCUGCUGAGGUUUCUGCAUCCCAGAGGCAUCACUCCAAGCCAAAGAGAACAGCUUCAUAGAUGGUCCCAACCUACCCAAAGGGCCUAGAAAACUUCUCUUAACAAAACUCAAGCCAGCUGGUUGAGAAAUAUGAAAGGAAUUCACAGUGGAGUCUAAUGGAUGGCUGGUGAGGCUGGGGUGCCCCCACAAUGCACUUUGACCUUUCCAGUCUUAUUUCUUUCUACUCCCACCCCCCAUGUUAAAAAUAAGGGGGCUAGUAUCUUGACCUUAUAAAUGCAAAAAAGAUUUUAUAGUAAGCCAUGCUACUAUGUAAAUACAUUAUUGAGGUUUGAAUUCUUAUUUCUGGGGGUACCAAGAUAAAUUAGGUAAAAAAAGGUGAGGACACUUAUGUUCAUUUUUCUUUGGGGUUCUUUUGUUUGGGUGUUUUUGUAAUAGACCUGCUGUAGAGUAGCAAAAAAGGAUAAAUUUUUGCCCUGCAGUGUUUCUGAAUCUUUAGGAAUUUCCAUCAAAUUUAAGGUGGUAUUUGAGUCAAAAAUCUGAGGCUAUACAUACCAGUUCCAUCUUCUCUGUCUGGUUUCCUUUAUGUCUUUUUUUCUCCUCCUUUCUAAGUCAGCUCUGUCUCUAGUUUCUCUGUCCAUAUCUUUGCCUCUUCUCCUUCUAGGAUUUAAAAUAUAACCUCAAUUAAUGAAAAACUGCCUGAAAACUUCAGUGAAAGGCAAGGAAAUAAUAGAAUGGGUAUAGAUUUUUUUUUCAGGACAUUCUUAACCAAUAAAUAUAAAAUUUAUGUUGCGAUGAAAAGCCAAAAUUAUUUUAAAAGAAGUGCAGUAAUCUGGUAAAUGAAAAUUAAUUGGGAGUCAAAAAUAAUAAAUCAUAUUUCAGUCUUCUAUAGUAAUUUGUGCCUUCUGCAAGGGUAUUGUAUCCCUCUUUCUUUCCCUUGUUAGGAAAGUAGAAAUACUAAUGCUUGGCUAAUUCAUGGGGCUGUCAAGUGUUAGUAAGUUAAUGACACAUCAUGAAAGCAUUUAGUCUCCACAAUUCAAUUUAGAAAAACAUUCUUUCCUUAUAACUCACCAAGGACCUGUGAAAUUCUCGACAUUGCUAUAAGCAUCUAGUUUUUUUGGUUUUUGGGUGGGAGGGGAAGAAACAUCAUGUGUAGUGGAGCCCGAAUCCCAGAUUUGCUUUAACUUCACACUCUACUCUUCCCAUUUUCCCUUCCUCCUCUUCUUAACUCUCUAAAACAGAAAGCUCCAGACUUAUUUUUUAAUCCAAGAAGGAAGUGGAGUUUCCAUGCUCAGACCUUGUAUCUUUUCUUUGUAGACACUUAAGGCAGUCUUAGAUCAAUUAACCACCACUCUAAAGCUUAGGUUCCUUACAGAGACAUCUUUUCCAAACCCGCAUUGGAAAUCUGAGUGAGUCCGUUUUUCUCUCUUUGUUCUGCCAGUUUGUCAGAAAUAAGAAUGGAUACCUCCCUCUUUGCUGGAGCCAGACCAACCUAAAGCCAGAGUUCAGCACUGCAUGUUGACCAGAUGGAUAGCCUGUAAUAUAAAUGCUCAUUCGGAUUCAAAAGGAUCCAUUUGUAUCAGGUAGUACCACUUCCUGCUUGGCUCACUUAGAGGAGGGCCCCCAAACUGAUAGUCAAAGCUGCCAAAUCUGAACUUCACCUUAUCGGUGACUCCGUUUUCUUUCCAGGACACAGAUUUCCUACAGUGAUGGCCUGUACCACACAAGAGCGGCUGCACAAAGCAAACCUAGUAGAAAUCUGUAUAAGGGAUGAGUGGGAAAAACACACUCCCAAAUAUCAAAGUGCCAUUAAUCAAUUCUUAAAAAUCAAGGUAAUAUGAAACGAGGGCUAACCAAUGUCAUCUAACUGCCAAUUAAAGUAUACCGUAGUUUUGGUCUUAGAACAUUUGAUACAGAGUUGUAUGCCAUUAAGCAGAUCCCAGCAGAUGUAGUACAAACAUAGGCAUUGCAUUUUAAUGGCUGCCAGUGGGGAUAUAUACUUAGCCUCCAGGCCACACUUCAGUCAGUGUUUUUCUCUGCUGGUGUUUUGUUAACAAGCCAGAAUUUACACAAAGGCACCCUAAGUGCUGCGAUGGCGGGGAGCUUCCCUCACAGCGAUAACAGGAGAGCGGUGCAACCCCACUCAGACUGAGUCAGAGAUUUGAUUUGGGACUCACCCAGAAAAACAAAGGGAGGAGAAAAAUCUCAUGUACCAGGUGUUCUUGGCAUUUCAUAGCUGGGACAGGUGCGGCAGUGGCUAGGAAGACAAGCUACAGAACAAAGACAAGGUUGAGAUAGAGAACAGCAGCUAGUUCCCGGAAGUAGAAGGCUUAGGGCUGUAUGAUCCGGGAUCCUCUUUUAGAGUAGGUCACAAGUAAACUUAUUAGCACGAUACUGGGCUCACAGUGGUUCUUUACAUUCAACUCACCUAGGGUGGUGAAUUUGAAGGCCUCAGAGGAUUUAAAGAGCCCUGAAAGUUUUUCCCAGAUGUGGGAAUGGAGAGAGAGGAGGUUCUUGCUUUAAAGCAUCCUGAAGACAAUCUCUGUGAGUUUAGCAACUCUUCAAUAUAUCAGUGCCAGGGUGGAGAGAUUUCAUUGAUCUUCCUAGUGGUCCAAGUGUCACCGGAGGGGAGAAGGGCGGUGAGUGGGACGGGGGAUGAGCUUUAUCAGGAAUAAUUUCAAACUCUGCAGGAUGUGCUACUAGUCUCAAAAGACCCCUUGCAAGGAGGCAGAUGACAGGGUGUCCCCACAAUGCCCUCUGUCUUUGGGACAAAGGUCAGGCUGUUCCCUCUUUAGUUUGCUCUUAGAGGAUGAGCAUGUAAGAUGGGGUCAAGAGGGGAAUUGGGUGCUCUGCCUUAGGCUGUUAAAACGCUGCCACCUCUAUUACAAAACGUGAGUCAAGGCGCUUGAGACACUUCCCUGCAGGCAGCAUCCACUGUGGUGUGCCAGCCUGAUGCCCCUUUGGUUACAGUGUUUAAAUGGCAGCCAGUGCUGGCCCACCCACGGUAUCAGUGCAUCUCUCCUAAAGCCAGAGUUCAGCACUGCAUGUUGACCAGAUGGAUAGCCUGUAAUAUAAAUGCUCAUUUGGAUCCAAAAGGAAAACCAUCACAAAUAAAAGAAAGAUGAACAACUUUAAUGUUUUUCUGGGGGGCGGGGGGUGUCAAAGAAAAGAAUAAAUAAAA
This is a messenger RNA of Manis pentadactyla (Chinese pangolin), 15641 nucleotides long. RefSeq names its product calcium voltage-gated channel subunit alpha1 E (gene CACNA1E). Lineage: Eukaryota; Metazoa; Chordata; Mammalia; Pholidota; Manidae. Gene Ontology annotation, molecular function: high voltage-gated calcium channel activity; calcium ion binding. The record is from RefSeq and is a predicted model, not a curated record. Bases 283 to 7623 code for a protein of 2446 amino acids. Gene Ontology annotation, cellular component: membrane; voltage-gated calcium channel complex; neuronal cell body. The transcript is spliced from 49 exons. Gene Ontology annotation, biological process: calcium ion import across plasma membrane; chemical synaptic transmission.